AGUUCGAGAACUUUAGAAGGCUGGAGUCUGUUCAGUCAAUGGCCACGAUAUAGGACCCUUCUGGCCUCCGAAGCCUUUACCCACCCCUGUUGAGUGUGUCUCGUGGCUCACAGGCAGUGCUCCUCUGAACAGUAGGGAACUUCCCGGACCAAUCGCAUGGAACCAUCGCGCCCUAAGAGACGGGACACCAAGAACGUGGGGCAGAGUGGAGGGAAAAGAGACUGUGCGAGUUCGGGAUGUAAGCAGGUGAGCCUCCGAACGACCUUGCCUUAGGCCCCCCUUGGACUGCGGGACCAAGUGAAUCUGGAGGAGGAGCGUGAGUGCCGCCCAGCAGCUCCUGCAGCCUCGGGGGGCGCGUCCCGGAUCCGCUGGGCGCUGGGUUCGCCCCCGUCCCGCCGCCCCUCCUCACUGAGCAGGGUAGCGAGUUAAACUCCGGACGCCAGAGCUCUUCCCGGAAGCCUCCGCGCGGCGCGACCCGGGUUCGGAGACCAGCAGGGGGCUGGCAGCCCGACCCCAGGCAUCCCCCGUUGAGUGGGUCCCGGGCCCCGGCUAUCCCCAGCGGCGGGAGCGCGAGGCAGCUUCGCCUCGCUCUCGGCCACAAGUUUGCGCCGUGUGGGCCAAGUUGUUGAUUAAGGAGCUUCUGUCCGGCUACGGGGAAGAGAGGCCCUGCUUCUGGCUUCGUCUGUUACCGGCAUGGCUUGGCCGGGGACGUCGCCCCAUGUCUGGGGGUGGGUGAUGCUCGGCAGCUGCCUCCUCGCCGGAGCCCAGUUGGAUGCUGAUGGCACCAUUACUAUAGAGGAGCAGAUUGUCCUCGUGCUGAAAGCUAAAGUCCAGUGUGAACUCAACAUCACAGCCCAGCUCCAGGAGGGAGAGGGAAAUUGUUUCCCAGAAUGGGAUGGACUCAUUUGUUGGCCCAGAGGAAUAGCGGGGAAAAUAUCGGCUGUCCCAUGCCCUCCUUAUAUUUAUGACUUCAAUCAUAAAGGAGUUGCUUUCCGACACUGUAACACCAAUGGCACAUGGGAUUUUGUGCACAAUUUAAAUAAAACAUGGGCCAAUUAUUCAGAAUGCCUUCGCUUUCUGCAGCCAGAUAUCAGCUUAGGAAAGCAAGAAUUCUUUGAACGCCUCUAUGUCAUGUAUACUGUUGGAUACUCCAUUUCCUUUGGUUCCCUGGCUGUGGCUAUUCUCAUCAUUGGUUACUUCAGGCGAUUGCAUUGUACCAGAAACUAUAUCCACAUGCACUUAUUUGUGUCUUUCAUGCUGAGAGCUGCAAGCAUCUUUGUCAAGGACAGAGUGGUCCAUGCUCACAUAGGAGUAAAGGAGCUGCAGUCCCUGCUCAUACAGGAUGACCUCCAAAAUUCCAUAGAUGCACCUUCUGUGGACAAAUCAAAAUAUAUUGGGUGCAAGAUCGCUGUUGUGAUGUUUAUUUACUUCUUGGCUACAAACUACUAUUGGAUUCUGGUGGAAGGUCUCUACCUGCAUAGCCUAAUCUUUGUUGCUUUCUUUUCGGACACCAAAUACCUGUGGGGCUUCACCUUGAUAGGCUGGGGAUUUCCAGCUGCAUUUGCUGUGGCCUGGGCUGUGGCACGAGCAACUCUGGCUGAUGCAAGAUGCUGGGAACUAAGUGCUGGAGACAUCAAGUGGAUUUAUCAAGCCCCAAUACUAGCAGCUAUCGGGCUGAAUUUUAUUCUCUUUCUGAAUAUGGUUAGAGUUCUGGCUACCAAAAUUUGGGAGACCAGUGCAGUUGGGCACGAUACGAGAAAGCAAUACAGGAAACUCGCCAAGUCCACGCUCGUGCUGGUCCUGGUCUUCGGAGUGCACUACAUCGUGUUGGUGUGCCUGCCCCACUCCUUCACCGGGCUGGGGUGGGAGAUCCGGAUGCACUGUGAGCUCUUCUUCAACUCCUUUCAGGGUUUCUUUGUGUCUAUCAUCUACUGCUACUGCAAUGGUGAGGUUCAAUCCGAGGUGAAGAAGAUGUGGAGUCGGUGGGAUCUCUCCAUGGACUGGAAAAGGACGCCCCCUUGUGGCAGCCGCAGGUACGGCUCAGUGCUCACCAGCGUGACGCACAGCACCAGCAGCCUGCCGCAGACGGCCGCCAGCACGCGCAUGGUGCUCCUGCCGGGCAGAGCGGCCAGGACAGUCAGCACACACCCCGACAGCCGCGUGACCUUACCCGGCUAUGUCCAUAGUAACUCGGAGCAGGACUGCCUGCCACAUGCGAUCCACGAGGAGGCCAAAGAAGACAACAGGCCGCAGAGAGAUGAUAUUCUCAUGGAGUCUUCCAGACCAUUGGAAUUUAACCCAGACCCUGAGGAGAGCAAAGGAGAAGAUGAAGAUGUUCUGUGACUCAGCUCACCAUCUAUGGCUUUCACAGCUAGUUGAUCUGGUUGUGUGAGAGAAGUUUGAUGGGCAUUUCUUUGAACUGAAAAUUCAGGCUUAAAGUGUUACUCAAAAAUUUUCAGUCUCCAUGAUUUAGCUCCUACAAAUACUAAAAACACAAAAGAGGAAGUGUCAGUGGAGAAGUUUAUCACCUUAUUUUGGCAUCAAAUUUUCUUCCAAACUUAUGUGUAGUGCUUACUCUGUGAUUGUUCUUUUAUUUUUGUUAUCUUUGAGUAGAAAAUGUUUCAGUUGAUUGGUUCUAGCUUCCUCUCACCCUAAAUAUGAGGGAUAAUUUAGUAUGUGUCAUUUUCCUUUUAGGGAAUUAGCACUUGCUCUCUAUUUCUCUUUCUCACUUUAAUGUACUUCUAUCACUGUGUUCAUUUUGCCCAUUCAAAGAGCCAUUAGGUCCUGAAAAAUAUAUGUUGAAAGAUCAAAGAUGUAGGAACAAGUACCCACUGGAAAACAAAAAGGAUGAACUUUGGUAAAAUCAUAAAUAUAAGACAAUUUAACCUUUUUCUUUGUAGGAACAAGGGAAAUUACUCAAAAAACAAUAUUGCACAUAUCCCUCCUUUUGAAUGUUCCCUCCAUGACAAGCCAAACUUCUGGUCUUCACUCCUUUUUUUGUAAACCUUGACAUGUUUACAUGUCUGCAAGUGGAUUUAUUUUGUGAUCAUUUGUAUUGAUAGUAAAUUGUUUUGUCUUUUUCUUCUUUGUUCUUUUACUAUAUUGCAAAUGGCAU
Choloepus didactylus (southern two-toed sloth) is the source of this 3115-nucleotide messenger RNA. RefSeq names its product parathyroid hormone 2 receptor (gene PTH2R). The record is from RefSeq and is a predicted model, not a curated record. Gene Ontology annotation, molecular function: peptide hormone binding; G protein-coupled peptide receptor activity; parathyroid hormone receptor activity. The transcript has 13 exons. NCBI's taxonomy places the organism in Eukaryota, Metazoa, Chordata, Mammalia, Pilosa, Megalonychidae. Gene Ontology annotation, biological process: cell surface receptor signaling pathway; adenylate cyclase-modulating G protein-coupled receptor signaling pathway. The coding region runs from base 694 to 2343 and encodes 549 amino acids. Gene Ontology annotation, cellular component: plasma membrane.